AUGCGGGAUGAUGUGGGUCUGCCGAGUGGGUGGCCCCGGACGAAACGAAUCCAGGGUUCUGGGAGAAGUGGAGGGUUGGGAGUCUGCCACUUGAAGGUGCUCCAUCAGCUUCGAGGCUUCGGCACCAUCCGGGCCCGGCCUCCGGGAGAAUGGAGCCCGCCCCUGGCAGUCCCCGCCCCCUCCCCGAGGCCGGAGAGCCGGCCCAGUUCAUCCAGAGGGCUUGGAGUACUCAGCGCCCAGCCCUCUGGGAACUGGGUGGCCCUGUGCACUGACGCGUCCGAGCGCACGGCUUGCCUGGUAUGGACUGGAGUAUUACUUAUCGGAGCUGCGUCUGACACCGGCCCGACACCUCGUAAAAUAAGGAACUGCGCCUCCCGGCCUCACCCGGCGCCGCCCGCCAGGCCGCCAGGCCGCCAGGCCGCGGAAGUCGGAGCGGAGGAAGCCGAGCCAGCCGCAGCGCGCAGUGUGGCCCGGCCUUUCCAAGCGCCGAGGGGUUCCCAGCCGGAAAGACAGAAACCGCCGGCGUCCCGGGAUGUGGCAAACCGCGCCGAUGCCCGGGACCCAACCGGGAAGGGAGAAACAAAGCCGAGUCGCCUCCCCUGGGCAGCCGGGAACCGAAAGUGGGUCCGCAGAGAGGCCAGAGUGCAGAGGGAACAGGUCGGCAAAGGCCCCAGGCAGGGAUGGCACUCCGGCCGAAGGCGGCGGGGGUCUGGGGGGGUCCCAAGCCUUAACGAAUUUCGACUGGAGAAUGGGUGUAGGGCCCACAGCCCCUCACACGAUCCAUGCCAUACUCACGCGUACCCCGCGACGCGGAGAAGAAACAGAUACGCAAUGCACACGCCUUGCUCCCACGGAACGCACGCGUGGGCGCGCACACCACACACAGCCGCACCCCGAGGCAGGCCCGACAGGCGCCCGCUAAGGGGCCUUGGGGUUCGAGGAACUGUCACAUCACAGGUUUGCGAGGCAGCCUCCGAGGCCCGGGUCCCAAGCCACCGCCUCCGUGAAGCCCUCACCAGUCUGGAGACCGAAACCAUCUCUCCGCAUUUUGCAAAGUUGCACUUUCCUGCUGCUCGGUCGGGGUCUCCUAUUGGCGCCCGGGAUGGGGGGUGCUGCGAGUCUUGCCCACCAGACUGGGAGCGCCUUGAGGGCAGGAACCGGAUCGGAUUCGUUUCAAUUUCCCCAACCGCCCCCCGUGCGGCCUGGCGCAGAAAAGACGCACAAUAA
Cynocephalus volans (Philippine flying lemur) is the source of this 1227-nucleotide messenger RNA. Its product is annotated as serine/arginine repetitive matrix protein 1-like. The record is from RefSeq and is a predicted model, not a curated record. Lineage: Eukaryota; Metazoa; Chordata; Mammalia; Dermoptera; Cynocephalidae. The transcript has 4 exons. Bases 1 to 1227 code for a protein of 408 amino acids.